UUUGCAGGCUGCUGGUUCCGCUGAUGGAGCGGGCGGGUUCGGCCCGUGGAGCUGUUUGUCUGCACCAGCACCAGCAGCUGCGGCACCAGCAUCAGCAGCGGGUAGAAAGGCGCUUUGUGCAUCGCUAAUCCGCUCUGAUGUCACGGAGCGGAGGGAGGGGCUGAGCUUUAAUCCCACCAGGUUGUCCGGGGGGAGGGAGAGGAAGGGGGGACGACCGAGCCGAGCCGAGCCCUGCCAGGCCGGGCGAGGACAGAACGGGACCGGACAGAGAGGCGAUGUGGACUCCAGCCUCCGGCGCGGGGCCUCGUCUCUACCGACAUGAAGGCUGGUCUGCGAGUGGGUUUUCUUUGUUAUCAUGAUCUGAAAACCUGAAUCGAAUCACGUCCCAGCAAUGAGCCAGAAGUAUCGAGACGACGCCCGUGGAGGAGCAGUUGAGGAGCGCGCGGAAGACCCAGUGUCUCCUAGGAGCCGACAGCCCAAUGGAACCUCUGGAGAACCGUCUGUGCGUCGGUCCUGGAGGCCGUGUCAAAUGCUCAACCAGGAUGGGGAAAUGAAUCCUCAGCAUCACCAUCAUCAACGCCAUCAUAAUCACCCUCCUCACCACCACCAUCAUCCCGCGAGCCGUGGACCUCCUCGUCACCGCCGGCGACCUCCGUCAGGCCAAGGCCAGGCUCAGAGUCCUGGUCAGGCCCCGUCUGUAGUUUCUCCCAGGUCUGAUGGGGGUGACAGCCAGGACACUGAGCCCCGCCCUGUGCAGCAACUCCGCCCAGCUGUUGCCCGCUAUCGUCGUCAUGGUGACCCUAACCCGAGACUCAGAGGACUCAGACAGCGGCAGCAGUUCAGAGAGGCGCCGGAGUCCUCAGCUGGUGCUGAUGAGCGAGAAGGUCCAGCAGAUGUAAAGCUGCAGGAAUGCUCCUCAGCAACGAACCAAUCACAAAACAAAGGAUCUCCAGCUGCUGAUGUUUCUCCGACCCACCUCUCUACAGGUCCUGCUUCAGAUAACGUGCAGCUGGAGCCCCAACAUGCUUCUGCUGAUGCAGAGGAGGACCUUCAUGAGCAGAAAGCAGAGCGUGAAGACGACUCAAGGGAAGAGAAAGAGAAUACAGAACAGGUGGCGGAAGGUGGAAACCCUCCAUCGACAGCUGGCCUCUCUGUCUGCAGUCACGAUGAACGAGCAGAAGAAGAAGCAGGAAGGGUGGAGGAGGAUCGGGAGGAUGUGAUGGAGCACGCAGAGGAGGAUCCUGCAGCUCAGGGAAGUGAAAUUACAGACGUCUGCUCCGACACGGAGAGCGCCGCCUCGCUCAGCAUGGAUGGACCGCUCCAUAGCCCCCCACCUCUGCAGUCACCAACUCCCCCUUCCUCCCCCGAUGUCCCUCCUUUCCCUCAGGUGGACCACUUCAGCGAGGACAUCGGUUUGAGCUCUCUGCCUGACAACAAUCCUUUACCUGAAGAAGAGGAAGACGACUGCUCUGAAUCGUGUUCCUUGUCCCACUCCACAUCCUGCUCCGAGUCUCACCCUAAAACCUAUGCAGACUUUUACACGGAGUCCCACCAACAACCCUACGGAGAGCCCGCCUGCGAAUCGUACCCCGACCCCAAAUGCCAUCCCAACUCUUUCCCUGAGCCACUUAAGACCUCCUACCCCGAGUCACACCGGGAUCCGUGCCGGUCGUCGGGUCGGAGGACCGAGGCUAGCAGGGCCCAGUUGGAGUCACGGCCGGAGCCCUCCGUCAGUCACAGACUGAAGAAUGUUCAAAAAGGAGCCUCCUCCUCCCCCGAGGGAUCCCAUCCAGCUCCGAGACAGAGUAGAGACCGCGGAUCGCGUCCCUUCACUCUGGAUCGCUCCGUUGGCUGCCGGCUGCAUCACUACGACGGGCAGUCCGACAGCGAGGGCGACGGCGCCGAUAAGAGCCCUCUUUCCAGAAGUGGCAGGGUUCCAUCCAGGCAGCCACAGAACCAAGUCAAGACCUCGUCACCCGGGCAGUGCUGCUCAGGUGGAGCCAAAGGCGAGCGGAGUGUGGUGGGUCUCUCAGGGGAAGCUGCAAAGGGCUGUGGAGACGCCAUCAGCCUGGCGAUUAAAGACAUUAAAGAGGCGAUUGAGGGCGUGAAGACGAAGGCGGUGCGCUCCCCCUACACGCCCGAUCAGCCCGUGGAGCCGAUCUGGGUGAUGAGACAGGAGGUCAGCCCCACGGAGGAAGCCUUCCCCCUGCAGGCUUCAUCUACUUCUCCUCACUCCCCUUGUCAGUCGGCCUCGGAGUCUCCGACUCGCUACGCCUCGGGUCCGAUUCCUGAUAGUGUCAGUCCUCUGAUGGCCGAGUCAUCCAGAAAUCCCAGCCUGCCGCAGCCACAACACGACCACCACCACCACCACCAAGGUCGUCAGACACAGUCCAGGCCCCCGCAGACGUACACGCCGACAACACCCACGCAGCAGCCAUCGGGUCAGCCUCCUGCCCAGGCUCGGCCGCCGUCGCCCUCUCAGAAACCGUCUGCCCAGGAGGCUCGUGGAGCGCUUCCGCCUUUUCCCACAUUCGUAGACGUGCCGGGACCGUGCGACCCCGAGGACCUGAUUGAUGGCAUCAUCUUUGCAGCGACCUACCUGGGCUGCACCCACCUGCUCUCCGAGAGGACGCCCUCGAAGAGCGCCCGCAUGCAGCAGGCCCAGGAGGCCAUGAGCCGAGUGCGGGCGGCUCAGAAGCAGGCAAAGAACAGGAAGAAGAGCCCCGACAGCGAGGCUCCAUCCACUGCUGAGGUUGACCUGUUCAUGUCCACACAGAGGAUCAAAGUCCUCAAUGCAGACACACAGGAGGCUUUAAUGGACCUUCCGCUGAGGACCAUCUCUUACAUAGCCGACAUUGGUAACAUGGUGGUUCUGAUGGCGAGGGGCAAGAUGGUGAGAUCCCGCAGUGCUCAGGAGAACCUGGACCACACCCCAGCGGAGGACACCAACAUGACCCACGACGACAGGAGGAUGUACAGGAUGAUCUGUCACGUCUUCGAAUCGGAGGACGCCCAGCUCAUUGCCCAGUCCAUCGGACAGUCCUUCAGCGUAGCCUACCAGGAGUUCCUCAGGGCCAACGGCAUCGACCCCGAGGACCUGAGCCAGCGGGAGUACAGCGACCUGCUCAACACUCAGGACAUGUACAACGAUGACCUCAUCCACUUCUCCAAGUCAGAGAACUGCAGAGACGUUUACAUCGAGAAGCAGAAAGGCGAGAUCCUGGGGGUGGUGAUUGUAGAGUCAGGGUGGGGGUCCAUCCUCCCCACCGUCAUCAUCGCCAGCAUGAUGCACGGAGGACCAGCGGAGAAAUCCGGCAGACUCAACAUCGGGGAUCAGAUCAUGACCGUAAACGGGACGAGCCUGGUGGGUUUACCUCUCAGCACCUGCCAGAGCAUCAUCAAGGGGCUGAAAUCCCAGUCCAGGAUCAAGAUGAACAUCGUCAGGUGUCCUCCGGUUACCAUGGUGCUGAUUCGGAGGCCGGACCUCAGAUACCAGCUGGGCUUCAGCGUUCAGAACGGCAUAAUCUGCAGCCUGAUGAGAGGUGGCAUUGCCGAGCGAGGAGGCGUCCGUGUCGGUCACCGCAUCAUCGAGAUCAACAGCCAGAGCGUUGUGGCCACACCUCACGAGAAGAUCGUCCAGAUCCUGUCCAACGCCAUGGGAGAGAUCCACAUGAAGACGAUGCCUGCAGCCAUGUACCGCCUGCUGACGGCGCAGGAACAGCCCGUCUACAUCUGAACACACUUUCCUUUUCACCGCAUCGCUCCGGCUUUUCCACUCCAUUAUUUUAAAGCCUCUCCGUGUCCCGUUUGACAUCAAUUGACUUGCCUUAAUCUGUACAGUUGACUCACGUAAACGUGCACAUCUCCAGUGCGACAGCAGAAGGCAAACCGUACCACUAGACGAGUGUUAAUGUGACAUUUUAGGUUCGACCAAAGAUACUUUGUGGGUUUUCUUGUGUGUAUUUAGGUUGCAAACAGAGACAAUAUUAGCUUUGGUCUAAUAGCUGUAUUAUCUGAAUGUAUAAUCAUGAUGGACCUACAAAUCGUCAGGGUGACCCAAGUGGUGAAGAACUUGCAGUGAAACGAAGGAAACGGGACAUGCAUGCACAAAUCUGCAGAAUAAACUGAAGCAAAGGCAGCGAGUGAACGCCGCGUCUUUUAAAACUAGUUGCUUACAGGAGAAGGAUGUGGAAAUAAGACCUCGGAGGAGUGUUGCGCCUGUUCACACGAGUGCGUCUCCAGAUGUCUGCUCCCACAGGAGCACCAAGCCAUCAGAAAUCUGACAUUUAAAAAUAUUCCUGCAUAAAUAACAUGAACCAUUUGUCAGCUGAUAUCGCCAUCAUUAAUGAUUAAACAAAAGCCGACAUAAAUAAUGCGACAGUUUUUAUUUUGAAAUGUACUGGACUCACUUUGUCUUUUCACGGCUCACUUCCUGUCUGGCUCGUGUCAUUUCUUUAACUUUAUAUGUGGCGUUUGGAAAAAAAAAAUACUUCAAGCAGAAACUUUGUGGAGCGCCGGAUCAGCCACAACACGCAGCGGAAGUAAAAGCUCUGACUGGA
Molecule: messenger RNA, 4559 nt
Organism: Nothobranchius furzeri (turquoise killifish)
Lineage: Eukaryota; Metazoa; Chordata; Actinopteri; Cyprinodontiformes; Nothobranchiidae
Gene: apba1b
Product: amyloid beta (A4) precursor protein-binding, family A, member 1b
Biological process (GO): chemical synaptic transmission
Cellular component (GO): dendritic spine; plasma membrane; cytoplasm
Molecular function (GO): amyloid-beta binding; protein binding
Source: RefSeq, a predicted model, not a curated record